AUGGCGAGGGACCCCCCCGCUAUUUAUAGCCGCAUAAAGCGGUAUCGAAGAUGCAUCGUAGCCGUGGUGGUUCGUGGUUGUGCGCGUGAGGCUUGUGCGCCGCAGGUUUGGGAUUUUGUUUUUGUAGCUCAACUUGAAACUGCCAAUACUGUGGAGAGUCAGCCUGUUGAGGAUCCUCCAUCGUCUAGAUUCACAUGGAGAAUUGACAACUUUUCGAGGNUGAAUACCAAGAAGCUCUAUUNGGAUAUAUUUGUUGUUGGUGGCUAUAAAUGGCGUGCGCUUAUUUUCCCAAAAGGAAACAAUGUGGACUAUUUGUCCAUGUAUUUGGAUGUUGCAGAUUCAGCUAGUUUGCCCUAUGGUUGGAGUAGAUAUGCACAGUUUAGCUUGGCAGUUGUUAAUCAAAUCCAUAAUAAAUAUUCUGUGAGAAAAGGUAGUCCCUGAAGUUUGAUCUUUANACUUUUUUAAGAUGACAUAGAUUAGCCGUGGUUGUAGAAUAGGAAAGAGCAUUACUGGAAUUGAAGCUAUAGAGUUUUGAUAGGUUUUUAUUGCUAGUAGUGGAUGGAAGAACAUUUGAUAUCUCGUUGCAUAAUAAUAUUUUUAUAAUUAGUCAAUUAGCUAUACAUCAUUUUCUGAUAAAUCCUAUGACUAUUGCUCAUUCCAUAGUUUAGUUUAUGUUUCAUAGUUAAUUUUCUAUAUCUUACCGUUUGGAUAGUGGAGCUUUGGAUAUGGAGGGGUUAUUGUUAGCAGAUGUUUAAAUUCAUCAUAUACAUAUGACAUGGUUCAUAUUGUGGUUAACCUUUAGUUCCUCCCUCUUGCACCUUGUUUAAAAAUUUGGUAGAGAAUGUGAUUGAGUUCUAUAGU
Molecule: messenger RNA, 861 nt
Organism: Vigna radiata var. radiata (mung bean)
Lineage: Eukaryota; Viridiplantae; Streptophyta; Magnoliopsida; Fabales; Fabaceae
Product: ubiquitin carboxyl-terminal hydrolase 12-like
Exons: 4
Coding region: 1-441 (146 amino acids)
Molecular function (GO): protein binding
Source: RefSeq, a predicted model, not a curated record